AUGCCUUACAAGCUUCACGGCCGAAACGUUCUCAUUGUUGGCGGUGCGAGGGGUCUUGGAGUUUCUAUUGCCGAGAAAUUUGCCGCAGAGGGCUGUAAUGUUGCAAUCAACUAUCUCUCGAGUCACCAGCAAGCCGAUGACCUUGCUUUGCGACUGGAGAAGGAUUACGACAUCAAAACAACCACAAUCCAAGGAGAUGCAGGUAUCCAGGCGGAUUGUGUUAGGUUGAUCCGAACGGCAAUUGAAAAGUUCAAAGGGCUGGACAUCAUUAUUUCUAAUGCCGGGUGGACACGAUUUUCCAAUUUUGAAGAUCUGUAUGCUCUAGAUGAAAAUGAAUGGGAUAAGGUAAGACGAAUAAACUCUACGUCGGAUCUGGGGUCUAAUAUAACUUACCCAAAGUGCUGGGCAACAAAUGUCAAAAGCAAUCUGUUCUUAUUCAGAGAGGCUCUACCGACGUUCAACGCGAAUGAAGAAGGUGGUGUUUUCAUCACAACUUCAUCUAUUGCUGUACGACUCGAAAUAUACCCCUUUGAGGAGAAUGACAAAUUUUCUGACCGAUACUUCCAGGGCAUCACUCCUAGUGGUAGCAGCAUGGCGUACUCAGCAUCACAAGGACCUAAGGUCCGCAUCAACUCAGUACUGCCCGGAUUACUGUUGACCGAGUGGAUUCUCAAGGGCCUGCAAUACUCUGCCGAGCAGAUCCAGUCAUGGACGGAAAAAUCAGCCCUUAAGCACGAGGUCAGCUCAAGACUUUUAAGGCUCGUCUUGGAAUUCCCCUUGAUUAAUACGACUAUCUAG
This is a messenger RNA of Penicillium atrosanguineum, 798 nucleotides long. RefSeq names its product SDR family NAD(P)-dependent oxidoreductase. Bases 1 to 798 code for a protein of 265 amino acids. The record is from RefSeq and is a predicted model, not a curated record. NCBI's taxonomy places the organism in Eukaryota, Fungi, Ascomycota, Eurotiomycetes, Eurotiales, Aspergillaceae. The transcript has 6 exons.